AUGGUGGCUGCAUCAUCCAAUAUGAACAGACAAGGAUUUGUGAUUGUUCCUCCACCUGGCAUGACAGUGUUGCUCCAAAACCAGGAUUUGUCCCCUCCUGCCAUCAACCUGACCCCAGGAAGCAUCCAGAAUGGUGACAAGCCACUACAAACAAUGUAUCAAACAAACCAGUUCAGUGGCGGAGCUGGGACUGCUGGGAAAAGACACAAGGGGCACAGAGUCUUCAUCCUGAGAGGAAGCCCCAAAGCACUGGGAGCCAUACAGAUUCUCAUUGGUUUGGUAUACUUGACUUUUGGAAGUCUCUUUUUAAUGUUCAUGUUCAAUGAAUUGUACAUCUCAUACAUUAUGCUCUCAGGAUACCUGUACUGGGGUGGAAUCUUGUUAAUCUUUUCUGGAUCUCUCUUGAUGUUAGCUGAACGCUAUCAAACAUCCUGUGCGCUGAAAGGCAGCCUUGUCCUGAAUAUAAUCAGCAGUUUUGCUGCAGUUGUUGGGAUAUUUGUUUUCCUGGUGGACAUACUUUAUUUCCCUGGUGAUCAAUAUCGCAAACAUGAAGUGGACUGGAAACUUGCUCAAGGACUUUCGAAUACAAUUUUGUUCUUUACUGUCCUGGAGUUCAUCACUGGAAUUCUUGCUUCACGCUCUUGCUAUGAUGCUUUAUACCACCAAGAUGAUGAGGUGACAUGUCUUAUGACAGAUGAAGUCAUAAUACAUUGAGGAGUUCGUCUGCCAAUAGCUUCUCAUCUGCCUCAUGAAGCAUAUGUCCCUGCAGCUGAUGACUCUCCAUGGCCUGCUAAGCAGAAGGAAAAUCACAUCAAAAGCAGCUCCUUCAGAAUGUAAAAUCCAUUUUAAAUUGCAGAUAUAUAUUUCUUAAAAAUUA
Messenger RNA from Heteronotia binoei (common prickly gecko), 877 nucleotides. Its product is annotated as membrane-spanning 4-domains subfamily A member 15-like. Lineage: Eukaryota; Metazoa; Chordata; Lepidosauria; Squamata; Gekkonidae. Gene Ontology annotation, biological process: cell surface receptor signaling pathway. Bases 1 to 714 code for a protein of 237 amino acids. The record is from RefSeq and is a predicted model, not a curated record. Gene Ontology annotation, cellular component: plasma membrane. The transcript is spliced from 7 exons.